Molecule: messenger RNA, 2557 nt
Organism: Alnus glutinosa
Lineage: Eukaryota; Viridiplantae; Streptophyta; Magnoliopsida; Fagales; Betulaceae
Exons: 4
Coding region: 1172-2188 (338 amino acids)
Source: RefSeq, a predicted model, not a curated record
CCUCUCUCUCUCUCUCUCUCUCUCUCUCUCUCUCUCUCUCUCUUAGGGUUCGUCACCGAAUCGAAUCGGAUCAGGAAGUCCUGUUUCUAGAGAAUCCGAGAAGAUUUAAUUCUUCAAUCGGGCUUCUCUGACUUCUGGUGUCGUCAGUGGGUACCAAUUCGGACAGGGUUUCGGCGGUGGUGAAACUAGAUGCCGAGGAUGCGGUCUCCGAAGUGAGGGAUUCGAAGGCGCAUGGCGGUGUGAGUGGCGGAGUGGCGGGGAUUCUGUACAAGUGGGUAAACUACGGGAAGGGACGGAGGUCGAGGUGGUUCGUGCUCGAGGACGGCUUGGAUUUACCCGAGAAGUCCACUUUAUUUUCGAAUUCUGUCAUGGAACAACGAUCCAGCCAUUCAAAUCCGGGCUUUGAAAUGCCAAGAAAUGAGUCUUUAAGAGCGGAAAUGACGAUCAGAUGGUGGUGGGGUGAUCGGGACGACCGUGGCAUUUGGAUUAUGGAGUGGCGGUGAAGGUGACGGUGCCGUACGUGGAGCUUGGCUUCAUUGCUAGAGCACGUGGACUGGAACGACGACACAGAGAGAGACGUGGAGACCAUGAUAGAGAAGAAGAAAGGUGAAAGAAAAAACAGUAAAAUAAUUCUAGAUCUGUGAACAGUGCAACUCCACAUGUAGAGUUGCACUGUUCACAAAUGGAGGCUAAUUCUAUUCUAGCUUUUGAAUAGAUAAGCCAAUGGAGGACGUUUUUGGCACUUUCAUUAUCUAUUCUAGCCAAAAGUGAAUUUUACAUAAUCCACCGUGAAUGCUCUAAGGGUGCAUUUAAUUGUCACAUAUAUCUUUGCGAACUAUGCUCAUAUAUGAGUUAUGAAGGUUUCUUGCCCAUAAAAUUUUAGUCAGAUAAGCUUUCCAAGAGGAAUUUAUUUGUCUACAAAUGAAGAUAGAACUGGAAAAAAGACUCAUAUAUAGUACCUCAGAGUUCCCAAAUAUCAGUAUUGCAACAACCCAAAGAGUUUACCAUGGGUUUAGUGAGGUAGAAGGUCAAGGAGGAUCCAGGUGAUGGCAAUGAUGUAGCAAAGAAUGUGGAUUUAGACAGAGCUUAAAUGGCUAAAAAGUUUUUCAAUCAGUCUGCUGUAUUUUGGGAGGUGUCAUAAUUCUUGUUGGGUUUUUUGAGAGAUUUCAACAUGCCAAAGGAGAGAAGGGACCGUUCUGUGUCUCGUGAUAGGUACUGGGCAUCUCCAUUUUCAUGCAGCUCUAGUCAUGCAAGACGAUCCUCACCAAAAAUUCCAUUAGAAACUAAGGAAAAUUUAAACGAAUGGGAAGAAGCUAGGUGCCCUGUCUGCAUGGAACAUCCUCACAAUGCGGUUCUACUAAUCUGUUCAUCUCAUGAGAAGGGAUGCCGCCCAUACAUGUGUGACACAAGCUAUCGCCACUCAAAUUGUCUUGACCAGUUCCGAAAGUCAAUUGCAGAAACCUCUUCAACAAUGCCAGGCCAAGAUGACACUCAACUUUCAACCACACGCUUGUCUCCUAAUGAGACUUCAGAAUCAACAAUUACUGAGGUGCAAGAAGAAAUAAGUGAGGAAGGGCACCCCACUUUACUCCCCAGGUCUUGUGAGAAUCAGGAGCAGCAGAAGUUGUUCUGCCCCCUCUGCCGUGGACAUAUCAAAGAUUGGAUUGUUGUGGAUCCUGCUCGUCGUUUCAUGAAUGCAAAACCAAGAAGCUGUUCCUGUGAGACAUGUAGUUUCAGUGGCACCUAUACGGAUCUCAGGAAGCAUGCUAGGAAUGAGCACCCCUUUGUGCGUCCGUCGGAGGCUGACCCAGAGCGACAGCGUAAUUGGAGGAGGUUGGAGCGACAGAGGGACCUUGGAGACUUGCUCAGCACACUCCAAUCUUCAUUUGGAGAGGACAGGGGUGACGACAACAUUUUACCCAUUGAUGAUGGGGGUUGGCUGACUGUAUUCUUUCUCAUUCGAGUGUUUCGACCUGGUUCUAGUCCAAGAAGUGGCAGCUGGUCUGGUAGCUCGAGAACUAGAGCACAGCUGAGCAUUAGAAGGAGAUCCACCAGACUUUGGGGGGAGAGUUAUGAUGGUGAAACUGGAUCUUCUUCCAGGGAUGAGGAGAAUGACUCUUCAGAUGGUGGCUCAGGUCCUUGGAGGCGACGGUUGCGGCGGAGGACAACCCCAGAUGAACAACAAUGACUGCACAACUUGUGGGAUCUCUUUGAUUGUUUUUGUCUCAAGGCAGGCAGAAGGGAAGAAUUGGAAGAUCUUUCACUUGUGCAUCGGAAUAUGUUCUACUGUUCGUAGGACGGUAUUGAUUGAAGUUGUUCGGGGGUGUUAUUUAAAAAGUGGACAAAUUGUAAUUUAUAGAGAAGCUUUUAAUUAAAUCAUAUUUCUUUCUUUAGCAGCUUUCUUUCAUUUUUCCGUAUGUCUGCUGCGGUUAUAUCAAAGCUUCCCUUUGAACUAUCAAGCCUGUAAUAAAUUUGUUAAUUGUCGUUGCUUUCAGAGAAUUGCCACUUGGGCUGUUGUCAAGGUCGCAGUAUCUGGCAGCAGUUCAGGUGUUAUCCA